Molecule: messenger RNA, 276 nt
Organism: Phytophthora nicotianae INRA-310
Lineage: Eukaryota; Oomycota; Peronosporomycetes; Peronosporales; Peronosporaceae
Exons: 2
Coding region: 1-276 (91 amino acids)
Source: RefSeq, a predicted model, not a curated record
AUGUACAUGAUUCGCUGUGAAUGUACAAAGGAGGCUUCGCCUACCAAGAUGACAUCCUUCAGCGUUUCGUUGGCGCCCUACUUAUUUCUACCCUACUUUCCGGGCAAGACUAGUCCUGAUGUGUACAUGAUCUGGUGCAACCGCACGGACAACUACGCGACGAUCUGUAAGAUGAACAGCAACAACCAUAUUAUGCGGCCCAAGGACUGGGGCAUUUCCAUCUACCAGUCUAUCUGGCUGCCGUCGACAUUGGCGACAUCGUCCCAGACUCUGUAG